GCAUUUUAACUUCACUUUACUGUGUGGCUGUAGGUUCCUAGCAGGCAUGGGCAAACUACAGAGCAAGUUUCGCAAGAGGUCAGAGAUCUACAGGACAACUCAGGUGGAGAAGUCAGAAACUACCUUUGACAGCAAGGUGGUGCAGUACGAACCUGCCCAUAAAGGUUCCACCAACACCGUCACCAACCUGAGCCCAGAGCUCUGUGUUUCCGGUGGAAGUGACCAGGCUGUGGUGGUGUAUGACUGGAAGCAAGGCCGGAUGUGUCAGACCUUUCAGGGUCACAACCGAGAGGUUACCAAGGUGGUGUGUUAUCCAGGGAGCACAUGGAUCUUUAGUGCCUCACGGGACAAGACUGUCCUGAUGUGGGACCUAAACCAGGGGGACGAACCUAUCCAGGAAUUUUGUGGGCAUGAGUUGGUGGUCAAUGGACUAGCUAUCAGUCCUGAAGGGAGAAAGCUGUGUACUGGUUCUCGUGACAACUGGAUGUGCCUGUGGGAUAUAGAAUCUGCAAAAUGUGAACAGAGACAGAAUGUUUCUAGAAACCUGGUGACUCAUGUUUGCUGGGUGCCAGGCAGCUCCUCUGUAGUCCAGACCUCUGAGGAUAAGAUCAUAAGAGUGUGGGAUAGCCGUGCAUGGCAGGUGACCAACACUUUUCCUGCCAAGCAAUACAUCCAGACCCACUGUGACGUGUCUCCAAAUGGACACUACUUGUUGUCCAGCAGCAACGGCUUCGGAGGGCAGGGCUGUGAAGCCACGGUGAGACCAGUGUGGUUGUGGUUGUUUGUUGGACCUAAAGUGUGUUUAGGGACGUUGCAUCUGGAUGGCGCUGGUCCACUGGUUUGUCUCGCUCCCACCGACUCUGACAAUCUGCUGUGUGCCAGCUUCAACAACGGCCUCCAUCACAUCCAGCUCGGCAACGGAUUAAGCAUGGAUCAGGAUUCUGGGGCAAGUUCAGCUGGAGCCGGUGAACUGGACGUGAAAGUUGUGGCGUGCUUCUGA
Notothenia coriiceps (black rockcod) is the source of this 1000-nucleotide messenger RNA. RefSeq names its product WD repeat domain 31 (gene wdr31). Gene Ontology annotation, molecular function: protein binding. The record is from RefSeq and is a predicted model, not a curated record. Bases 47 to 1000 code for a protein of 317 amino acids. The transcript has 9 exons. NCBI's taxonomy places the organism in Eukaryota, Metazoa, Chordata, Actinopteri, Perciformes, Nototheniidae.